Messenger RNA from Caenorhabditis bovis, 1038 nucleotides. NCBI's taxonomy places the organism in Eukaryota, Metazoa, Nematoda, Chromadorea, Rhabditida, Rhabditidae. The record is from the annotation of a GenBank genome assembly.
AUGUGUGAGGAUGACGAUCCGAAAUCCGCAAUCUCGCUGAUUAUUGUGCUCGCAGGAUCCGCGAUUUCGUUGAUCUCCAUUUGCACCAACGUCAUCCUAUUCCUGGCGCUCAUUCGCAACUCUCGCUGCUUUCAAUGCUAUUUUCACUUUAUUCUGGUGCUCGCCUUCUUCGACAUUAUUAUAUCGCUAUUCUACAUGCCGGUGAUUCUAGUUGACACCCUAAAAGAUUGGACCAAAUGGAUCGAAUUGGCGCGAGCGUGGUGGCCGUUUUUUGUCUACGGUCUUACUAUUACCCACAUCUCAAUGACAACAGCAAGCUUCAUUUUACUAUCAGUGGUAUUCGAGAGAUUCCUCAUCACUAUUCGAUAUUAUCGCCUCAAGCAGUUUCAAGCGCAUCGCAGCUUCAUCUGUUUCAUUUGCCUCCUGCUUGGCAUUUCAACAAAAGGCGGAAUGCUGUUCGAGCUUGACGUGUUCCCCAACGAGGAUCCCACGUGUAUGAACACGGUUCUCGAAUACUACGUCGACGUCACCGACAUCACCAAAACGGUGUGGUACGGCACGAUAUACAAAUUCUGGUUUCGCAACUUCGCCACCGUCUUUCUGCCGUUCUUUCUGCUCAUGGGCCUCAACAUGAAAAUGGUGAUCGAGUUGCGACGCCAAAUGCGCUCGGCGUUGGUGAACAAAUCGCGUCGGCGGUUCUCGUUGAGAAUGCAGAGCAAGAAGAACGUUCGCCAAGCGACGAGCACAAUGCUUUUCGUCUGCCUCAGCUAUUUGAUUGCCAAUCUUAUCAAUGUGUUCAUCACGGCCUGGGAGUUUAUCGAUAUGAAAUCACUAGUUGAAAAUUUUUUCGAUGAAUACAUGCUAUCGGCCGACAUCUCGUCGCUUCUCGUCGUUUCCGCGUGCGCUCUCCGCCUCCCAAUCUACAUGGUCUGCAAUCCCGACCUUCGACGAACCGUGAAGCGUUCGGUUCAACACAAAUCCGAUCAUCGCGACAAAAUCGAGCAAACGUUCUCGCUGAUCACAAAAAUUGUUGUUUGA